Paramecium sonneborni is the source of this 758-nucleotide messenger RNA. The record is from the annotation of a GenBank genome assembly. Lineage: Eukaryota; Ciliophora; Oligohymenophorea; Peniculida; Parameciidae.
AAUUUUAAAUAGAUAUUUUUGUGAUAAAAUGUACGGUGAGAAGAGAAUAAUAGAAUGGAAUGAGUUAGCAGAUCAUUGUAAUCGUACAUCACUUUGGGUGGUGAUUGAAGGAUAAGUGUUUGAUGUAACAACAUAUUUAGCAGAACAUCCAGGAGGUGAUGAUAUUCUGCUUAAAUAUGGUGGAUUGGAUGGGACUGAAAAGUUUAAAGAAAUGAAUCAUUCAAAUUAUGCUCGUUCCCUAAGAAAUGCUAGAUUAGUAGGAACACUUACUUCGGAUUCUUAACCAAGUGAUUACAUUAAGAUUGUGAAAUCUAAAAAACAAAAAGUAGAAGUGUGAUAAUCAAAAUUAGAAUAAUAUUAAUCCAAAUCGUUAAAUUACCUGGGAGGAAUUGGCAUAACAUAAUACAAAGGAUAACUUAUGGAUGGUGAUAGAAGGAAAAGUUUACGAUGUUACAGAUUUUUAAGAUGAUCAUCCAGGAGGUCCAGCAAUUUUAUUAGGAAAAGGUGGUGAUGAUGCAACCGCAGCAUUUCAUGACGCAAAUCAUUCUCAAAGUGCGUUCAAGUAAUUAGAAAAACUUUAAAUUGGGGUCAUAUAAGGUAUUAAUAUAUCAAUAUUUCAAAGGAGUGAGACCAAAAUCAAGUGGAAGCGGUUCAAGUACAAGUACUAUUUUCUUUAUUCUUUUGAUUUUGGCUAUUGUUGCAGGAGUAUUUCUGAUUAAAAAUUAGAAUUAAACAAAAUGAAAAUUAUAAAUAAAUUA